GCCACAAUCUGCAGUGAGACAUAAAUUUGCAACUUUUAUAGGCAUUGUUUUGUUUAAUCAAUUGUUGCACUUAAAUAAGCAGCGCAAUGUCUGAUAACGAUGAUGAUUUCAUGUGCGACGAUGACGAGGAUUAUGGUCUGGAAUACUCCGAGGACAGCAACUCGGAACCGGACGUAGAUCUUGAGAAUCAAUACUACAACAGCAAGGCUAAAGAGGAGGAGCCAAAGGCCGCACUUGCCAGUUUCCAAAAAGUGCUCGAUUUGGAGAAUGGCGAAAAGGGCGAAUGGGGAUUCAAGGCUCUCAAGCAGAUGAUAAAAAUCAACUUUAGACUGUGUAAUUACGAGGAAAUGAUGGUCAGGUACAAGCAGCUGCUCACCUACAUUAAAAGCGCUGUGACACGCAACCACUCGGAGAAGAGCAUCAACUCUAUACUGGAUUAUAUUUCAACUUCCAAGAAUAUGGCGCUGCUUCAAAACUUUUACGAGACCACAUUGGACGCACUACGAGAUGCCAAAAACGAUCGGUUGUGGUUCAAGACCAACACGAAGCUGGGCAAGCUAUAUUUCGAUCGCAGUGACUUCACCAAACUGCAAAAGAUACUCAAACAGCUGCACUCAAGCUGCCAGACAGAUGAUGGCGAGGAUGAUCUUAAGAAGGGCACACAAUUGCUUGAGAUUUAUGCCCUAGAGAUUCAGAUGUAUACCGUGCAGAAGAACAACAAGAAACUAAAGGCUCUCUAUGAACAAUCCUUGCACAUCAAGUCCGCAAUUCCACAUCCUUUAAUUAUGGGCGUCAUACGUGAGUGUGGAGGCAAAAUGCAUCUCCGCGAGGGAGAAUUCGAGAAAGCGCACACAGACUUCUUCGAGGCAUUCAAGAAUUACGAUGAAAGUGGAUCUCCCAGGCGCACGACCUGCCUAAAGUACUUGGUGCUGGCUAAUAUGCUGAUGAAGUCUGGCAUCAAUCCGUUUGAUUCGCAGGAAGCCAAGCCUUAUAAGAACGAUCCAGAGAUUUUGGCCAUGACAAAUCUGGUCAACUCCUAUCAAAACAAUGACAUCAACGAGUUUGAGACCAUUUUGCGUCAACAUCGCAGCAACAUUAUGGCUGAUCAGUUUAUCCGAGAGCACAUUGAGGAUCUGCUACGCAAUAUACGCACGCAGGUGCUCAUCAAGCUGAUUAGACCAUACAAGAACAUUGCCAUCCCGUUCAUAGCCAAUGCCCUCAACAUUGAACCCGCCGAGGUGGAGAGUCUGCUUGUCUCCUGCAUAUUGGAUGACACCAUCAAAGGACGCAUCGAUCAGGUUAAUCAAGUGCUACAGCUGGACAAGGUUAACAGCAGCGCUUCCCGCUAUAAUGCGCUGGAGAAAUGGUCCAACCAAAUUCAGUCGCUUCAGUUUGCUGUAGUACAGAAAAUGGCUUAGACAUAAGGCAACGAUUAAAACCAAGUCGAAAUAAUGGAAAUACUUAAAAACAAACAACACUGCCUUAUCAUUAUAUUUCAAGAUCCAAUUCCACCAAAUUCAGCAGUAACAAUAAAAGCUGAAUAACUGCUCAGUAAUAUGAGACGGCAAUACAAAUAAUCAGCAAACAAUCCCUAUCGCUUAAUAUGCAUACGAAGAAUGCGCUUUGAAAGUGAUAUUUUGAUAAGAGUUUACGAGUAAUAAGCCUUUCGAAAUGUGUAAAGUUGCUUAAAUAAAUUAGGCAUCUUGUACGCUGUAAAUAAUAACAGAUCUUGGUCAGCA
Drosophila innubila is the source of this 1739-nucleotide messenger RNA. It is a transcript of the gene alien, whose product is annotated as COP9 signalosome complex subunit 2. Lineage: Eukaryota; Metazoa; Arthropoda; Insecta; Diptera; Drosophilidae. The record is from RefSeq and is a predicted model, not a curated record. Gene Ontology annotation, biological process: protein deneddylation. Gene Ontology annotation, cellular component: COP9 signalosome.